Molecule: messenger RNA, 2117 nt
Organism: Melanotaenia boesemani (Boeseman's rainbowfish)
Lineage: Eukaryota; Metazoa; Chordata; Actinopteri; Atheriniformes; Melanotaeniidae
Gene: ldha
Product: lactate dehydrogenase A4
Exons: 8
Coding region: 103-1101 (332 amino acids)
Biological process (GO): carboxylic acid metabolic process
Cellular component (GO): cytoplasm
Molecular function (GO): L-lactate dehydrogenase (NAD+) activity
Source: RefSeq, a predicted model, not a curated record
UACCAAGGGACACCCCGUUACAGUAGCUGCACUUGUGCGGAAAAGUGGAGGCGCAGUGACAUUCCACCUCGUGUUUUCACCUGUUCAACUUAAACUCUAAAGAUGUCCACCAAAGAGAAGCUCAUCAGUCAUGUGAUGAAGGAGGAGCCUGUUGGCUGCAGGAACAAGGUGACGGUGGUUGGUGUCGGCAUGGUGGGCAUGGCCUCAGCCAUCAGUAUACUGCUAAAGGACCUGUGUGAUGAGCUGGCCCUGGUUGAUGUGAUGGAGGAUAAGUUAAAAGGUGAGGCCAUGGACCUGCAGCACGGAGCCCUUUUCCUCAAGACGCACAAGAUUGUAGCCGAUAAAGACUACAGCGUUACCGCCAACUCCAAGGUGGUGGUGGUGACUGCUGGGGCCCGCCAGCAGGAGGGAGAGAGCCGUCUUAACUUGGUGCAGCGCAACGUCAACAUCUUUAAAUUUAUCAUCCCCAACAUUGUCAAGUACAGCCCCAACUGCAUCCUGUUGGUGGUCUCCAACCCAGUGGACAUCCUGACCUAUGUGGCGUGGAAGCUGAGUGGCUUCCCCCGGCACCGCGUCAUCGGCUCUGGCACCAACCUGGACAGUGCCCGUUUCCGUCACCUCAUGGGAGAGAAGUUCCACCUCCACCCUUCCAGCUGCCAUGGCUGGAUCAUUGGCGAGCAUGGAGACUCCAGUGUGGCUGUGUGGAGUGGUGUGAAUAUUGCUGGAGUUUGUCUGCAGAGCCUCAACCCGAAGAUGGGGGCUGAUGAUGACAGUGAGAAGUGGAAGGAGGUGCAUAAGAUGGUGGUUGAUGGAGCCUAUGAGGUUAUCAAGCUGAAGGGCUACACUUCCUGGGCCAUUGGUAUGUCUGUGGCUGACCUAGUGGAGAGCAUCUUGAAGAACCUGCACAAAGUGCACCCUGUGUCCACACUUGUCCAGGGCAUGCAUGGAGUUAAGGAUGAAGUCUUCCUCAGUGUCCCUUGCGUCCUGGGCAACAGCGGCCUGACAGAUGUCAUUCACAUGACACUGAAGCCUGAAGAGGAGAAGAAGCUGGUGAACAGUGCUGAGACCCUGUGGGGUGUACAGAAGGAGCUCACCCUGUGAAAAGCUCUCCUUUGAGUUCUUCAACCCUCCACAACAGGCACUGUGGUUGACUCCCUCCUACCUUACCUCUUGUGUCCCUCACAGCAACGGGAGAAUGAGACAUAAGAAAUUAGACAUAGAGCUUGUAGCUAAAACCAACUAAGCUAGGUGUUACUCUGAUGCUCACGCACUGGUAUAAUUUUCCUUUGCCACCUCCCACCUGUCUUCAGCCAUCCUUGACUAGAUUCUUCGAAACUCUUACCCUUCAACCUCUUUUGGAGAGAGCUUACAUUUAUUUAGAGUCCUCUCUCUUAAAGAAGACCUUAACAUAUAAAGUGUAUGUUCUCUGUGUACUGUUACUUGUAUGUUACCGUGUAUUGUUGCUGCUUCUUCUGUACACUCCUGUGUACAGUUUGUAUUAACUCUGUAGUUGUUACUAGUUGUUUUUCCACUUGGUAAUCUCUGUUUUGAAGCAUUUGUAAGUCAUUCCAUUCUCUACAAAAAGGGCUUCCUUAUUACCCUACAGUCAUUAUAGCACUGCCACAUUUUCUAAAUCACUGGGCAAAAAUCCUGUGAUAUCCAAGUACCUUAUCAUCCGAGCAAAGCAGUGUUAGAUCUUUAAAGCUUUGCAGUGAAGCCUUCUUAACCAAACCUAACUAUAAAUGCACUGACAUGAUGUCUGAGACAAGUAAAGGGGUUACUGUCUAACCUUUACAUAAGUCAGAGAUUACAGAGAGCCAGUGGAGAACAGUAAACUAGCAUCAUCACUAAGGUUCAGUGUACGAGUCAACAAUCCUGUGUUGGUUUUUCCAAAUAUUUUAUUAACACCUUUCAAAUCUAAAAAAAGGACACAAAAAUAAUCAUAAAAAUAUCUAAUAUAUAUACUUUCAUUUAUCAGUCACUGCAGUAAUAUAUUUAUGUAUUAUUGUAACAUGUGGAUUCACCACUUACUGAAGAAUUGUACCUUGAAUGGCAGCUGGAUGUUGAUUUUUAUUUGCUGUAACAUCAAAUAAACCUGCCAGGAUAAGGAAACAAAA